This is a messenger RNA of Glarea lozoyensis ATCC 20868, 939 nucleotides long. RefSeq lists its product as uncharacterized. The transcript is spliced from 4 exons. The coding region runs from base 1 to 939 and encodes 312 amino acids. The record is from RefSeq and is a predicted model, not a curated record. NCBI's taxonomy places the organism in Eukaryota, Fungi, Ascomycota, Leotiomycetes, Helotiales, Helotiaceae.
AUGUCCGACACCACCGUUCUGGACUCACAUCCUCACAAUCAGGAAGCAGACUAUCUACAAGACGAGAAUGCGCAAAAAUCGAUUAUCGCGUUCCGCGCGAUAAUGCUGUUCUUCGUCACGUUAUUCUUGGCUUUUAGAAUAUACACCCGUCGGUUUGUCGCGAUACAGAAGAAAUUAACAGCGGAUGAUUUCGGAGAGUACUAUACGGAACCAAUUGGUGCAGCACAACUUAUCCGUGUCAGAAAGCUUCAAAUCGCCAAUGAGUGGUUGUACAUCGUCCUUUGCGCCACGAUCAGAACCGCGGCUUUGUUACACUAUGAACGUAUUUUCCACCCAUAUGAACGUUUAAGGCGGAUUCUCUACACUGCGAUGAUCCUGGUAAAUGGUCUUUACCUCAUCCUAUUGAUUGUUUCUGUUGUAAAAUGCCGUCCCGUCUCCAGAAGCUGGGACGUUUCUGUCAAGGGAGAACGUUUGCCUAUGAGCGCGAUAGCAUACUCGUCGGCUGGAUUGAAUGUUUUGUCGAGUCUUUUUGUGCUGGGAGUGCCGAUGCCUGUUUUAUGGGGGCUGCAAAUGAAAAUUCGAAAGAAGAUCAUGAUCAUGAGUGUUUAUGGUGCUAGUGUGAUAGUUGUCGUUAUGAGCAUCGCUCGCCUCUCCCUAACACCAUCUUCACUCAAUAAUGAUAGCAACUCCAUGUCUUUCGACUAUAUUAUUGUCUCUGUACUCGAGCUUGACUUGAGUGUAAUAUGUGUCUGUUUUCUCGUCCUCCCUACCUUCCUUGAUAAGAUGAAGCCGAGGAUAAAGAUCAAAUUGAGAUGGAUCGGAUAUCAGCGCCAGACAUCUUCGGUUUUGAACACACCGGAUGAUGUGGUCACGCUGCCCCUUGUCGGUUUGAAUAAGGCCGCUGGAGGCGCAGGGGCAGAUGAUUGUAUACAGCAUUAA